CUUAUAAAAGCUGGCGCGACUCGUGUUGCAGCCUCACUAUCAAACCAAAGUGCAAGCGUAACGUUUCGUCAACUAUUUCGAAACUUAGUGUCAUUUUUACGGUUUUUGUGAAAAAGAAGAGAAAUUUUAUUUGUCAUCAUGAGAUCGAGAGUGACAAUUAUUCCAAAACUAAUGUCUCAAUGGUGGGAGACACUUGAGCGACCACAUCGUCUUCUGGAUCAACAUUUUGGAUUGACUAUGAAUCCAGAAAAAUUUUUGAGAUCGAAUUUUAACAAAAGACUUCCUGCAUCCUAUGUGAGACCAUUGGAGGAAUUUUUCCACGACGACGACUUCUGGAGAGAUGACGAUCAUGGAUAUUCAGUUGUCAAGGCGGAUAAAGAUAAAUUUCACGUCGCCCUGGAUGUCCAGCAAUUCAAACCCGAAGAAAUAAACGUGAAACUUGUGGAUAAUUGCAUUGUUGUCGAAGGAAAACACGAAGAGAAAAGAGACGAUCACGGUUUCAUUACACGACACUUUAUUCGAAAAUACGUCGUACCAGAGCAGUGUGAAGCGGAAAAAACCACAAGUUUACUUUCUUCCGAUGGUAUUUUGACAAUUUCGACUCCAAGAAAAGCGGAGGCAAUUGAAGAUUUGAAGGAAAUUCCCAUAAAAGUUGAGAACACUGGAAAACCUGCCAUUGAAAAGAAAGAAGAGCCACAGGAAAAGCAAAGGGUCUCUGCGAGUAAUUAAUACCUUCCAUUUUGUGAUAUUUUCCAAGACAUCAAUAUUAUUAGGAUUUUGGAAAAAAAAACAUUGUGCCAUUUGUGUCAUUUUUCAUUUCAUCUAUAAAAUUAAGAGUUCGGUACAUUUAAUUCAUCGAAAUAACGAUUGAAGUGUGUAUGAUUUUUUUGUAAUAAGUACAAUCGUCGAUUUUUUUUUAGUGUUAUUACAUUUGUAGAGCAAAAAGUAUUAAUAAAUCUUGUACAUUAAAUUUAAAA
Messenger RNA from Leptopilina heterotoma, 977 nucleotides. RefSeq names its product protein lethal(2)essential for life-like. Gene Ontology annotation, molecular function: protein folding chaperone. Bases 139 to 729 code for a protein of 196 amino acids. Lineage: Eukaryota; Metazoa; Arthropoda; Insecta; Hymenoptera; Figitidae. The record is from RefSeq and is a predicted model, not a curated record. The transcript has 2 exons. Gene Ontology annotation, biological process: response to heat; protein refolding.